AUCGAAAAGCGUAAGCAACAAAAACUUAACAAAAUCGAAAUCGAAAUUCACACACAUAAAACUGUAGACGAUUCAAUUGAUCACAGGGGCUUUUGAUUUGCUGUAGACGUCAAUCGGCAAGAAUUUAUCAGUUUUGAAAAAGUAUUUGAAAUGAAAAGAUGAAAAUAUGUGUGUCUAUAGUGCUGCUGAUGCUGCUCUGUCCAGGCGGCUGUCCAGUGUACGAUUUCGAUUUGCGUACCAUCGAGCAGCCUAGUCAAUUCGCGGAUGGUCUAAAGCUUGCCGCCGAUCUUAACAGCGAGUUCAAUCAGGGUAUCAUGAAUUUUCAUGUGCUCAAUAACAACGAUGGCUGCGAAGCGGACAACACGUGCCAGCUAGACGACCUUCCGGUCGAACCUGAGGAAGGUCCAACAAGAAGACUGAAAUAUUUACGUAGAGUUGAAGAGGAAGAUAUGUCUAAUACGGAAAUCAAUGAGUUUGUCGGUUCGAAUCUUUUCGAUAGUACACGUAAGAAUUGCUUUUCGCCGGAAGAUUUGAAUUUGAUGGCCGCACGUCGAGACUUUGAGUACUUGUUGCCGAAAGAUCUGCCGAAAUGUCUGCUCAACGACGAUAUGUUAAAUAUGCUGCUGAAUUACUUUUACAACGGCAAUGAGAUGAUACAAAGGAUGAACGACGCUUCGAGAAAGGUGGUGGAGCGUGCUUAUUACGAUAUGCUUGGCGGUUACUUGCGCUCAUACAUGCUGCCAGUGGCUAAGUAUUCCUUUUAUGGCGGCAAGGCUAGUCUCAGGGUGGUCAGUAGUGUGGUAGAGCUGUAUCAACAAUGCAAGUCCUUUCUGAACACUAACGGCAAUGGCUGGAGAAUGCCAAUUUUACUUGAGGAAAUGGAUAAUGUGCGUGUGGACUCGAUAAGGGGCUCGGAAUGUGGUGCCGAUGGCAACGGUGCUGGUGGCGGACCGAGCGGCUGUGCGCGCCUCGAAAUGUUGCCGACCAGCGAUGGCGAGGAGAAUGUUAUGCUCGUGGCUUUGCCAAAACUGGAGGCCGAUUGCAUUGAGAAUGGUUUGAGCAAUAUUUGGUUGCCAUUUCGGAAGCGUCGCAAUUAUGAUCUCCGAUCACUGAAAUCCGCUUACGUGAUUUUACGAUUCUAUGAAACGGUCACACGUUGCUAUCAAUCACAGUCAAUGCCACAGGAAGCUUUCAAUUGCAAAUUUAUAGCUUGGAUUAAUGAGAACUUGAAACCGCAUCUCUCCGACGAGGAGUUCUAUCCCGGUCUGGGUGGUGUACUGCGGAUUGUUGAAAAAUUGAGGAAAGGCCGUAAGGCAUUGGACUUGGACGAUGAUCAAGCGCUCAAUCAACGCAAAGACGAUCUGAGUGGUACGCGUUUUGGCGACACUGUCGGUGCGGGCGAUAAUAGUAAAAGCGACGAUGGCUUUUCCGACAUGGAACUCGCACAAAAGGCAUUGGAAUACAAGAUAAAAGAGAAAGCCAGACAAACAAUGAUCAACAGUAAACGUUGGUUUGAGAAAAGCGCCAACGACAAUAGACAACUGCAGAGCAGAAAGAUUUGCGAUAAGUCUAAGGAUAAAUCUAAAGCUCAACAGAGUAAUAAAGCACAACAAGGCCAACAUGGUGCCCAUACAGAACAGAAUCAAACACAUAAAGCCAAGAAGACAAAGUGUAAAUCAAAGGGUGGAAAGCAUGGUGGCGGCGGGUCCCUAAUCAAGUUGACAUCGGAAGAACAAAAACACUAUCUCAAGUAUCUUUGUUGCAUUAUAGGACUUAUACUGCUCAUAUUACUGAUCAUACUGCUGGUCGCUAUGCUAUUGAGAUAUCGUAAGCGUAGGCGCAAGACCGAACCAAAACCAAAGCCACCGAAAAAAAAGCGUAAAUGCCCUGCGUGGUGUAACUUUUUCCUAUGCAGAAAGAAACCAGCCGAUGAAGAGAUCGUUAUUAAGCCCGAAACGAAAUCGGUCAUUGCAACACAACCACACCGACGCGCGUCCACUUCCACAUCGUCGCUGGCUUGUCAACCGGCUGCAAAAUGCAUUCCAUGCUCUAAGCGUGCCACCAAGGAAUCGGAAAGCGCACCCAUUAUCGAAACAACAUCACUCGAUUACUAUUCCUCGUCCGAGCCCGAAAGUAAAGUGCGACAGAAAGCGAAAAAAGGCAAACAGAAAGUGGUCACUAUAGAUGAGAAGAAGCGGAAAAAAUCAGCAUCACCCUCACCAACGAAAACCAAGCCGGCACCAGCGAAAUCUAAAGCAGCACCGGCAAAAUCGAAAUCAACACCGACAAAAUCUCGUCUUUCCGGCGGUACAGAGCUAAAGUGCUCAUCCAGUUCGGAUAGCACCAAGCGCUUGGGCAUACAACGUACCCUACAGACAGACAAUAAGAAGAGUAGUAAUGAAGAAGAAGAGGGAGAAGAGGAAGAAGGGGAAGAAGAAGAUGAAGAAAUGGCCUUAGUGCCGCAGCCGGAACGCGCAGCAUCCAGAGAUCAUUCGAAAGGUUCACGCAGUUGGGAAACCAUGUACGACACAUAAAAAUCUCUUAAAUUCACUACUGGAUAAACUAGUGUCCAUAUUAUAGCGUAUUUAUUUCUUUAAUUACCUACUUAUCGCAAGUGUUUCUUCACUUUAUUUAUGUAUAUUUUUGCAUUAUUUAUACGCAAACUUUUUUGCUAAAUAAAUAACAACUCUUACUUAUUUCUUAUAAAAA
Zeugodacus cucurbitae (melon fly) is the source of this 2709-nucleotide messenger RNA. RefSeq lists its product as uncharacterized. Lineage: Eukaryota; Metazoa; Arthropoda; Insecta; Diptera; Tephritidae. The transcript has 4 exons. The record is from RefSeq and is a predicted model, not a curated record. The coding region runs from base 159 to 2534 and encodes 791 amino acids.